This is a messenger RNA of Hippoglossus stenolepis (Pacific halibut), 1774 nucleotides long. RefSeq names its product BPI fold containing family C, like (gene bpifcl). The record is from RefSeq and is a predicted model, not a curated record. Gene Ontology annotation, molecular function: lipid binding. Lineage: Eukaryota; Metazoa; Chordata; Actinopteri; Pleuronectiformes; Pleuronectidae.
AAAAGAAAAACUACAAUGGUUUUUUCCAGCCAUCAACACACCAACAAAUCUCUACUGUCACAUGUCGCUGAGUUUCACUUCUCGGUGAAACAGGAAGCACCAGCAGCACAUAAAGCAGCUGCACAGAAGCGGAGACGUCGUUCCUCACAUGAAGAAGAAACAUCAGGAGCCACCUUCAGCAAAUUCAUCCUGCAGCGAUUCAGCAGCAACAUGCUUCUGUCAGUGGCAGCAGUGCUCUUGCUCUUCUCCUGCACCAGUGGAGAAAACCCUGCAAUACAAGUCCUCCUGACCAACAAAGGGCUUCAGUAUGGGAAACACGCAGGGACAGACUGGAUUCAGAGGAUUUUGGAGUUUGUCACCCUCCCUGACUUCAGUGGUCAAGUUACUCUCAUUCACCUGUUUAACAUCGACUUCACACUGACAGGCACCAAGAUAAAGAAGUGUGACCUUCCAGAGCCAUCUACUGAGUUCUAUCCAGAUUCCACAGGAUUCAAGACAUCACUGUUAGGCCUCAGUGUUGCACUGUCCGGACAGUGGAGCACCGACUUUAGAGCAUGGCAUGACAGUGGAACUUUCGACAUGGCUGUGUUUGGUGUGAAUGUGACCUCUGUGGUGAAGCUGGGAAAGAUGCAUAUUUCAAGACUCAAGUUGGACAUGUUACGCUUAAGCUUCCGUGGUGGAACCAGAUGGACAUUCUCGCCUUUUGUGAAGAAAUUCAGGAGAAUGAUCAGGAGUCAAAUAGAGAUCGGAAUUUGCCCCUAUGUGAAGCAAUUGAUUGGAAACUUGGAGCAACACCUACAGGCCAUGAACGUUUCCUUCGAUGUGGAUCAGGCUCUCACCUUGGACCUCGCUCUCACCAGUUUACCUGUUGUCAAUGUUUCAAGUCUGAAUCUGGGUCUCAAGGGUGAGUUCUACAGCAUCAAAACUCAUGCAGAGCCUCCGUUUGAAGCUCAGUCUUUCACCGUGCCUGAGCAGCAGGGCUACAUGUUCUCCUUGGGCCUGUCGGACUUCACUGUGAACUCUGCCUUGUAUGGAUACUACUCAGACGGAGUGUUUCAGACCUGCAUCACUGACAGCAUGAUCCCCCCAGGCUUUCCCCUGCACCUAAAUACCAGCUUAAUGGGACCCUACAUCCCUCAGCUUCCCAAGAUGUUUCCCGGUCUGCUGAUGAAUCUGCAUGUUUAUGCCACAGAGUUUCCGGUGUUUUCAUUCCACCCUGACGCUGUUAACCUGGGCUUCCAGGGCGCCGUCGAGGCCUUCGCCAUCCAGCCAAACGCUACCAGGACUCCACUGUUUAAACUCAGUGUUGUGUCAAACUUCAGCAGCAAAGUGUGGAUCGCUGGUGAAACAGUGAAAGGCUCUGUUUCAAUGGACAAACUCACACUGACGCUGGUGGGAAGUGACGUGGGAACCUUCAAGACUGAUGCUUUGGAAGAAGUUGCAAGGAUAGGAGUAGAGAUGGUCCUAGCAAAAGUGAAUGAGACACUGGGCGAAGGAAUCCCUUUACCCAGAAUGAUAUACGCACAGCUGGUCAACUCAGUUCUGAAAGUGCAGGAGGGGUUCGUCGUCCUCUUCUCUGAUGUUGAGGUGUUAACAGACAGAGGCUUCAGCUUACACACUAACAGAGCUGUGUAACUCUGGCACAUCGAGCAGCUAAUAGACAAGUUUCUGUCUCUGAUACCACACGACAGAAGCUAAAGCUAAAUGACUAAGUGGUCUCAACAACAAUCAAUUCAAAUCAACUCUGACUGCAAUAAAAACGUUUUAAAAAAUA